Messenger RNA from Nicrophorus vespilloides, 945 nucleotides. RefSeq names its product LIM homeobox transcription factor 1-beta-like. Gene Ontology annotation, molecular function: DNA-binding transcription factor activity, RNA polymerase II-specific; RNA polymerase II transcription regulatory region sequence-specific DNA binding. Gene Ontology annotation, biological process: neuron differentiation; regulation of transcription by RNA polymerase II. Gene Ontology annotation, cellular component: nucleus. The record is from RefSeq and is a predicted model, not a curated record. NCBI's taxonomy places the organism in Eukaryota, Metazoa, Arthropoda, Insecta, Coleoptera, Silphidae.
GUUGUUCAUAAAAAAGUGUUUGGGUUGUACGGAGAGGAUAUCUCCGGAGGAGUUGGUGAUGAGGGCGUGCGACAACAUCUUUCAUCUUAGAUGCUUCACCUGCGUGGUGUGCGGAAUUCGGUUGCAGAAGGGCGAUCUGUACGUGAUCAAGCAGGGUCAGCUCUUCUGUCGGAUAGACUACGAGAAAGAGGUGGAGAUGCUGCAGGGCUACGGACACGGUGAUUUUUUAUGCGACGACCUGCUGCAGACCAGUAGAGCCCACGACGGCCGAAGAGGACCUAAAAGACCUAGGACUAUUCUGACGACGCAGCAGAGGAGAGCCUUCAAGGCUUCCUUCGAGGUGAGCCCGAAACCGUGCAGGAAAGUCAGGGAGGCUUUGGCGAAGGACACAGGGUUAAGCGUUCGGAUCGUGCAGGUUUGGUUCCAGAAUCAACGGGCGAAAAUGAAGAAGAUGCAGAAGAAGGCGCGACAGGAUGGCGGAAAAGGUCCGAAGGACGCGGACGGCGAUGGCGAGAAGAAGCUGAGCGUGAAGGAGGAGGAGCAGAGUCCGACGUCGACGCCGUUCUUCAACGAUAGCUGCAGCGACACCGAAACCACCGGAGACGCGGAAACCCUCAACGACAACAAGCACUUUCUGCAGAUCAAGGAGGAAAUCGAGAACGACUCGGCUUUCUUCAAGUGCAACAACAAUUUGGCUCUAAGACAAUUUGCUGGUUUGAUGCAAGAGAAGCGCGAAGACUACAUUUUCGACUCGGGCCAACCGAACGUCUUCAUGAUACCACCAAUAUCUGCCCAUCAGGCCCAUCACCAUCAUCACCAUCAACACAACGCAACCAUCAUCAACCCCAUAGACCGUCUCUACUCAAUGCAGAACUCGUACUUUUGCGGCGAAGACGAGAACAUGAUGGAACAGUAAAUCGUAGGCAAAAUCGGGCCAACUCUGAA